AGGCCUCUAUAACUCCAUWGGAAAAAAGUCAUAAGACCCCGUUAAUCAUUAARGUUUUCAUUUUGUGUUUAACAAUAAUUUAAGCAUAUUUUAUAAUUUAAAAACUAAUCAAAAUGAGUGGAGCAGUAAAGAAAGUCAGCUUGGUUAGCUCAAUCAUUGCCACAGUCAAACCCAACUUACAAACUUUUGUGAAAUACGCUAAAGUAGAGUUAACUCCUCCCAAAUUAUCUGAYUUGCCUGAAAUAAAGAAUGAGAUUUCUAAAAUGAUACAAACAGCUAGAACUGGACGUUGGAAGAAUAUUACCGUUAAGGUUAGUUUAUGAGACACAUAUCU
Diuraphis noxia (Russian wheat aphid) is the source of this 334-nucleotide messenger RNA. RefSeq names its product ATP synthase F(0) complex subunit g, mitochondrial-like. Gene Ontology annotation, biological process: proton motive force-driven ATP synthesis. The record is from RefSeq and is a predicted model, not a curated record. Gene Ontology annotation, molecular function: proton transmembrane transporter activity. Lineage: Eukaryota; Metazoa; Arthropoda; Insecta; Hemiptera; Aphididae.